AGUGGAUUUUUAUGUGCGGUUUUCUGGCCGUAGCUGCCUACGCUCUGGCAGAUAUACCUGCCGAAAACCCGGUCUACAACCCGAGUGGAGCAAAAUUCCUCGUCGGUGUGGUGAGGACUAAUGUCAUCAGUACUGCCAGUACGACUACUAUCUCCGUCGCUGCUGUCACCUGUCACAACGGCAUCCCCAGUAGUACCACCUGCUCAGGAAGGAAGAAGAGGUUGGCGCUGCCAGAACUUCCGGAGGUCAAACCUGGGAACUUCGAGGAAAACCUCGAUUCCUCCUCUGACACAAACGAGGAGACCAAUCCUGGAGUCAACCGCAGCAGCAGCAGCGACGGCAUCCAGAAGCUGGUCAUCUGGAAGACUUCGACCACCACCCUGACCUUCACGUCCUCUUCCACCAUCUCUGGAACGACUCUCUCCCUCUCCUAUUACUGCACUGCAUCGGGCAUCAGCGCCCCUUCAGCUUGUGGUUAGGUUAGGAACAGAUCUUGCAAGAUGUCCUUUUAGCGACGUCGACCAGUGCGAAGGAUGUAAGAUCUUGCAAGAUAUUUCCCGCAUGGAUUCACCGUCUUCCCUUUUUCCAGAGUCCUUGACGCUAGUUCUCUGGAAAAUGUACUUAAUUUAUUUUUGUUGAUUGUUAGGUUUUAUUGUACAGUUACACUUGAACAGAAAAUGGACUUUUAUUUUGU
Messenger RNA from Macrobrachium nipponense, 694 nucleotides. RefSeq lists its product as uncharacterized. The record is from RefSeq and is a predicted model, not a curated record. NCBI's taxonomy places the organism in Eukaryota, Metazoa, Arthropoda, Malacostraca, Decapoda, Palaemonidae. The transcript has 4 exons. The coding region runs from base 12 to 479 and encodes 155 amino acids.